UUUUCCAUUUGAGACUACAUACUCUCUUUGUACCUAAAUGUAACCAAAUCUAUCUUCAAAUGUACUCAGCUUAUCCAUUUCAACUAGGUUUUGUUGUUGUUGUUGUUCUCCGAUUCUUUUUGUUUGUUUAUUUGUUUAUCUAUUUAUUUUUACUCUGAAAUUGGAGAUCAUUUACUUCCUUUGACUCUGGGGUCCUUCAGAAAAAUGUAUUUUAUUUGAUUAGCUACGUUCAAUUUUUUGCCUCUGAGAACUGUGAUGAGCCCCUGAAGGGCAUGGACUCUAGCUUAUUACAGAUAUAUCCUGGCAUCUAGCACAAUACCGGCAUAUAGUAGACAGCAGUCUGCAGCCUGGAAGAGGACCCUCACCAGAACCUGACCAUCCUAGCACUGUGUUUUGGACCUCCAGGCUCCAUAACUCCUUCACUUAGAAAGGGAACAUGAGAAGCACUGAAAAGCAAGGCACUGUGAUCUAUACAGAAACCAUAUAUUGGGCUCACAGCUACUGAAUGAGACUGACUGGUGGAGACAGUUUAGUGAACCUGGUAAACACUACAUGUGAAGAGUGGUGAAAGGGAACAUUGAAUACUGAAGUGGCCUGGAGAGGGAAAGCACUGGUUAACAUCACAUGGACAAAUUUGAUUGUUUUCUAAAGAUGGCCUGGAAGUAGUCUGCCACUGCUUCCUCCACAAACAGCUCUUCAUAACAUGGGCUGCAUGAAAUCAAAGCAAACUUUCCCAUUUCCUACCAUAUAUGAAGGUGAGAAGCAGCAUGAGAGUGAAGAACCCUUUAUGCCAGAAGAGAGAUGUCUACCUAAGAUGACUUCUCCAGUUAACGUCAAAGAGGAAGUGAAGGAACCCCCAGGGACCAAUAUUGUGAUCUUGGAAUAUGCACACCGCCUGUCUCAGGAUAUCUUGUGUGAUGCCUUGCAGCAAUGGGCAUGCAAUAAUAUCAAGUACCAUGACAUUCCAUACAUUGAGAGUGAGGGGCCUUGAGGCUGUAGGAUGACAACACUUUGACUGUGGAGGUGCUAGUUUGAAUACAUGCGACAAAAGCAAAAACUGGUGUGAAAAAGUACAAAUACCUAUCUGGAUUUAAAAAUGUGUCUACGAUAAUGUCACUAGUAUAAGAACACCUAGGAAGAAAUGCAUUUUAAGUACUUCUAAGUUAACAGAAAUUUCUCUCUGUUUACUCUUAGAUUUUAGUCAUCUGAAGGGCUGAACAGAGGUCCUGUGAUACCCAAUAAUCAACUGAAUGUCAUAGCACUUCUUCCUAAGUAAUGACAUCACCAAAGAAAAUGCUAAGGAAUAAAACCUGCCCCAAAUUCCAAUGGUUAUUUUAAAAGUUGUCCUUUAAAAUAACAAUUUUUUUAAAUUUAUACCCAAAAAAGUCCAGAUAUGAAAAGGGCUUUUCUAAAAUUUCUUGGCACGGGAAUGGCACUCAAAUCAUAGUGAUUAACAGUAAGUCUUGUUUGUCAAGGAUCUCUACUUCUUGACACAAAUGAACCCUGUCUUUAAUAAGAUAUUUAUUUUUGUAGAUGAGAAGUGUAACUACCACCUUGGACCUCAGGGCCCUAACUAAUUACAGCUGUUAUUGGACGACUCAGACUUUGCCGACUUUGUGCCUAAAGCCAUCUUAAAGAUAGAUAACAGUUUAUAGAAGCCAUGACAUUAGUGUUUAUUGCAUUGAAUUAAGAAGCCCAGUGAUAUAACUAUACAAGAAAACAAGUAUGGGUACCGUUUAUAAAGAGCAAUCCAGUGAAUCUUAAAAAUAACAGAAACUUAGUCUGCAAGGUAGAAAGUUUCAGUUUUAAUUGUGUAUUAAGCUUUACUAUCUCAGAGGUACAGAGAGCUGGAAUAUGGGCAUUUAUUCCCAGUUUUUUCUUGACUAGUGAGGCGGUCACCAUUAAAAUUACUGUGAGACCAGAUAAUGCAUGAAGAUUUACAGUUGUAUCGCAAAACAGAAAAGAUAAAACUGUCCUUUGAGGAGAGUACUCGUUUUCUGGGUUUUUGUUAUUUUUUAGUGGUAACACAAGCCUAUAGGGCAUUUAUAGCCACCUGUUAUACUGUUUGUUUCCAUAAGCCUAGCUACCUUUUAGGGAAGUAUUUUUUCUUUUUCAUUUUUACUGUCACAGCACAUACACACCUUUUUGUUUUAAGGGAUUAAGUACUGUUUGAAGAUCAGUACUGUUUGAAGAUCAGUAGUAACAGAAAAUUUGGAAGGGGGAAGAAGAAAUUAAGACAUAACUUGUUGGAAAAUUAAGACUUGACUUUCUAGAAUUAUCUUUUCAUCAAGAUUUGGUACACAAUGAGUUUAAAUGGAAAGGAAAUUAUUUAAGCCUGUGUGUGUUAGAUCCACAAUACACCACUGGUAUUGAAAAUAUAAAGGUUAAAAAAAAGGCUUAUUACCUCUUUAAUGAGAUAAAUAUGUAUUUGUCUUGUAAGCAUGCAGAAAAUCUACCUCUAAUUUUAGCACUAAUACUUUGAAACCCACAAUCAAAUAGAGUGAAUUCUCCAAGUUACAUGAGCAAGGAAAACAUUAUUUGAAAUAUGUCAUAUUUCAGUUGCCUUUGGACACGUCAUCAUUCAACUCUAAUUUUACCAAGUCCUGGGAUUUGUACUGUCCCAUUGUACUUGCAAUCUACAAUUUAUAUAAUUAAUAGAAAAACAACCAAACCCAUUCAUACAAGGAUCUGAAGUUAUAAGGUUAAGGGCAGAAAGUUUCCCGUAAGUAUAAAACAUUUCCAGGUCAUGAAGAGUAGUUUAGGUUGAGUGACAAAAGCAUAGAUGUGGUUGUUUUUCAUUCAUUUUGCAUCUCACACCAAGACAUUUUUUGCUGCAAGGUCAUUUGCUGCUUAAAAUGUACAGUUAGGUAUAUAAAAUAAGUACAAUGGUGAAAACACAAAGCCACAUAAAGCAGCAUGUCCCACUAAAUUUUUCAGUGUACAUAGGGACAGAGACAAGUGAGUUUUGGUUGUAUCUAAAUAUUUUGAUUUCAGGUUCCUUCUGUGCCCUGGGCCACUAUUUCCCAGGGGUGUAACAGGGGGAUGACUGCCAGAUCCAUAUUAGCUAGAAGUCUGAUCUCUGUUGCUGCCCUUCCUCAGCAACUAUGGCAGUAUAGUUUUAUCACCAAGCACCAUUCCCUUGUCCCUGAAUCACAUUUUAAUAGAGUACGAUAUCUUGUGUACAGUAUUUCCGAAAAACUUAUGUCUGAAAUAUAUGCUGUAUUGUAUGUCAAUCCAUGACAUAUAUGAACUACAAGGCUUGAAUAAUCAGUGAGCUAGUGGAUAAAUCAAGACAGGAGCAGAUGGGAGAAAGAUGAAUAAGCAAAUGCAUUAAAAAGAUGAAUAAAUGAAUAAGAGAUGAAUAAACAAAUUUACAUUACAUGUGACAGUUAUCACGAUAUAGGUUGGCAUUCAAGAUGGAUGAGAAUAUCACUAAUAGGAUAUUGGCCUUCUUUCAUAUCUUUAUAUUGAAAUAUGGGUUUUACUUCAAUUUGAAGGUCUUUCAUGAACAAUAAAAGAGAGUGGAAGGACAGUCUGAGAAGGCAGGAGACAUAUAAAACAGAUGACUGAAAGAAUCUGAAAGACUGAGUAGCUCCUGGAAAGGGAAACAUUUGGAACAUCCAAUGUAAGGGCAAAUGGGCUUCUACCAGCACAACAAAGAACCUCCAGGUGGCAACUGUGGAAGCAGGUUAUCAGAGAAAAUAAAUGUGCAAAUUCCUUAUUUACAACAACUCAACCCCACAAAUAUGCUUCACUGCUGCCUUCCCCAGUUGUCUCUUAUGUACUUUUGUUCCCUUUCAGUUACAUGCCUUUGAUCCUAAAAUUCUCUACUUUUGUUGCCUUAUCAGUUUGCAAUCUUGCCUGUGGUUAUUAGCAUUUAAAGCACAAUUUUCAAGGGGACAAAAAUGAUUAUCACCUUAGUCCCAAAGAAAUAAUUUCUGCCAAACUGCCUUAUUAGUAUUAAAAACAGACACACUGAAUGAAGUAGCAUGAUACGCAUAUAUUCUACUCAAUAUCAUUGGCCUUUUAUUAAAUGGGGAAACUAUACUUUUGUAUUACAUAGUUUUAGAAAUGAAAAGUUAGAGACUCUUUAUAAGUAAUGUCAAGGAACAGUAAUUUAAAAACAAAGUUCUAACAAAUACAUUGUUUGCUUAAUCACAAUGCCCUUAUCUUGUAUUUGAAUGACUAAAUAGGACAUGUCUUCCUUGGAGCUAUGGGCAUUAGUUCAGAAGCACUACCUGCAUCUUAAUUUUCAAAACUCAAGUUUUAUUAGCAAAUCCUCUUCUCUGUAAGACUUAGCUAGCUAUGAAGUGGUAUAUUUUUUCCAAAUAUUUUUCUGAAAACAUUUGUUGUAACUGCACAAUAAAAGUCCAGUUGCAAUUAA
This is a messenger RNA of Mandrillus leucophaeus (drill), 4384 nucleotides long. It is a transcript of the gene AKAP19, whose product is annotated as chromosome unknown open reading frame, human C2orf88. The transcript is spliced from 5 exons. The record is from RefSeq and is a predicted model, not a curated record. Gene Ontology annotation, molecular function: protein kinase A regulatory subunit binding. NCBI's taxonomy places the organism in Eukaryota, Metazoa, Chordata, Mammalia, Primates, Cercopithecidae. The coding region runs from base 704 to 991 and encodes 95 amino acids.